AAUUACCCAACUUGAUAUACAUUCUUUAAUAAUAACUCCAAUCAUGACAACAAGCAUGGUCACAUUUUUCACAACCCUUUUGGUUAUACUCAUGAGUUUCCAAACUGAAUCAUUGCAACAUCCAAUGCCAUCGCCAUAUUAUUCAGGAUCAGUUAAAGCUGGAUAUUGGCCUUCAGGUAAUUCUCUCUCACCUUCUUCCAUUGACACAAGGUACUUCACACACAUCUACUAUGCCUUUGUAGAGCCAGAACCAAACACCUUCAACCUCAUAAUCACAUCCUCCGACCAAAACUACAUACCUCAAUUCAUCAAUGGUUUAAGCAGCCGGAACCCUCCCGUCAAGACCAUAUUGUCCAUCGGAGGGGGUUCCAGCAAUGCUACCUUAUUCUCUUUGAUGGCUAGCACGGUAAAAAACCGUGCAGCCUUCAUAAACUCCACAAUCCAAGUGGCCCGUCAAUAUGGUUUUGACGGACUAGACUUGGAUUGGGAGUUCCCUCAAAAUGAGCAAGACAUGGCAAACCUUGCUUUGUUGUUCAAAGAAUGGCACCAGGCUGUGGUUUUGGAAGCCAAGGUUCAUAGAAGGCCACGUUUGCUGUUGACCGCAGCUGUGUACUAUGCUCACACAAUAGUACUUAUUGGGCCUAGCCGAAGGUCUUAUCCGGCCCAAGCUAUUAAAGAUUACUUGGAUUGGGCCAGCCCUAUGUGCUUUGAUUACCAUGGUGCAUGGUCCAAUUUCACUGGCUACAAUAAUGCUUUAUUUGAUCCUAAGUCCAAUAUAAGCACCCAAUUUGGUCUCGGAUCUUGGAUCCAGUCCGGCGUUCCGCCCUCAAAGCUGGUUUUUGGGUUACCGCUUUACGGGCGAGCGUGGAAGCUCCAAGAUCCGAAAGUUCAUGGGGACGGAGCGCCCGCAGUUGGAGCAGCCGAUGGCACGGAUGGUACUAUGAAUUAUAAUGAUAUCUUGGAAUUUAAUAAAAAGAAUAAGGCUACAGUUGUGUUUGAUAGGUCAGCUGUGUCUUAUUACACUUAUGCUGGCACUACUUGGAUGAGCUAUGAUGAUGCACCUUCCAUGACAAGGAAGGUUCAAUAUGCUAAGUCUUUGGGAUUGAAAGGAUAUUUCUUUUGGCAAGUUGGAGGCGAUAGGAGUUGGACUAUGUCAAGACAAGCUUCAAGUUCGUGGGGACACUGACGUUCUAUACCAAGUUUAUUAAUAUGAAUUUUAUGUUAUUGUUUCUAUCUAGCCAACUAUAUUGUGUAACUUACUGAAAAUUCAUGUCACUAUUCACGUGAUCAUAUUAUGCAAUGACAGAUUCAGAACAA
Molecule: messenger RNA, 1317 nt
Organism: Arachis duranensis
Lineage: Eukaryota; Viridiplantae; Streptophyta; Magnoliopsida; Fabales; Fabaceae
Product: class V chitinase CHIT5
Exons: 2
Coding region: 44-1186 (380 amino acids)
Biological process (GO): carbohydrate metabolic process; chitin catabolic process
Cellular component (GO): extracellular region
Molecular function (GO): chitinase activity; chitin binding
Source: RefSeq, a predicted model, not a curated record